Ustilago hordei is the source of this 2730-nucleotide messenger RNA. RefSeq lists its product as uncharacterized. Gene Ontology annotation, biological process: spliceosomal complex disassembly; mRNA splicing, via spliceosome. The record is from RefSeq and is a predicted model, not a curated record. The coding region runs from base 1 to 2730 and encodes 909 amino acids. Lineage: Eukaryota; Fungi; Basidiomycota; Ustilaginomycetes; Ustilaginales; Ustilaginaceae. Gene Ontology annotation, cellular component: nucleus; U2-type post-mRNA release spliceosomal complex. Gene Ontology annotation, molecular function: DNA binding. The transcript has a single exon.
AUGAGCAAUGGAGCUAGCUUCGUCAAGAGGAGCAAACCGAGAAGCUCGGCCGCUCGAAUCAGCUCCUCCUACAAUGACGAUGACGGGAAAGCCGGCCCCUCAACUAGCAGCUCGAGGCUGGCUUCAGCUAGCGAUGAUGUUUCAAGAACAUCCGAGCAAACUUCCAGGUCGACGACGCCACGCCGCACCCUAUCAACAAUUGACAUGGAAGAAGACGAAGAUGCAGGCCCGUCCAACGUCGUCUUCCGAACACGGGCGAAAGGUGCAAAGGCGACGCCAACAUCCGCAACUUCAACAAUAGUCAAAGCUCCCUCAAGGGGAGAGUGGCCAAUGGCCAGCGCAAUGGACGAAGAUAAGGAUCAAGACGACGCCGAUGCAUUUGAGAUCCGACGGUUCAAACUCAACAUCGCAGGGAAGCAUGCUCGGAAGGCCGGCACGAGCAUUGCUGCUGCCUCGUCAACAACAGAGGGUACUCCGAAGAGGCUUAUAUCGAUCCGGCCGACAUCAUUACAAGUACGCCCACCACCAGACAUCGCAGCAGCAGAAGCAACGCCCAGCAAUACUUCCAACCUGUACACAUCAAAGUACCUCGACGAGCUCCGGUCAUCCACACCCACCACUCGGUCUCGUGCACACAGCCCAACACCAACCACAUUCGGACCCGGGACACGCAUAGACGACCCCAUGGUAGCACAGACAUCCUACAUCUCCCUCGAUGACCCCACAGACGACGACGCCCUUGCACGAUCCAUGUUCCCAUCCGACUUUGCACAUGACUCCAUCCCGAGCGAAAGCGUUAUCCGAGCAGCCAAAGAGAAGCGUGCAAAGCUCCGUGCUGCUGCUCCCGCUGGAAAAGACUUCAUCUCCAUCGCUCCCAACCCCACCUCCUCCGCAUUGAAGAGCUGCAAUCGGAUGGAGGUGGACGAUGGCCCGCAUCCACAUUCGCGACUGCAGAGGGAAGAAGACGAAUUCGGCGAUGGCGAGGAAGAGUUUGCUGAAUACACGGGCGCCACCGAACGCAUUCCUAUCGGCGAGAAAGCGGAGAAGGAGUGGAAAGAAAGGCAGAGGAGGGAGAUGGAAGCAGCUGUCCGGGGUGACCUUGAUCAAGACGCUGAUGUGCCGGUAGAAGAGGAGGUGGACGAGGAUGAAGUCGAGUGGGAACGGGCACAGCUCAGCCGAACACAACCUUUUGCACAUUCGACAAGCUCGUCCAGGGCUCAAUCGAGAGAGCCAUCUCCGUUCACACCGGCAUCCAUUCCUGCUGCAACGCCGCUGCCAUCUGUUGGCACUUGCUCCACCCGUCUAGCGCUCACUCUACGAGCAUUGGAACAAAGCACCUCUGCAUCCGAAGCUGUGGUCAAGUCUACAACGAAAGAGCUCGAGACGCUGGACGAGGCUGAGAAGGAGAACAAGCUAGACGUGGUCGCGAUGGAGGAGAAAGCGAGCUGGUUUGACGAACUAGAUGAGUUUGUGGGCAGUUUGGCACGUUUUAUGGAGGAGAAGAUGGAUGAGGUGGAGGUGUUGGAGACUGAAGCGGUUGAACUCGCUGCACGAAGGACUAGGAUGUUGGGUAAGAAAAGGACGCAAUGGUUCGAAGACAAGCUGGAGCAGGGCUUGGGACUGAGGCCGAGCUCAAGCGUCGUACCUGAUUUCGCGAAAGAGCAAAACGAGGAAGAGGAAGCGAUGGACACGACUAUCGAGACUGCUCGCAACAAAGAAGUUCACGACGUCUUGCAGCUGGAUCAACUCACUCCAGCCGACGAACUCUCAUAUAGCCUCGCUCGGCAAUCAGUCCUCUCCAAGCUCCAGUACAUAUUCUCCGAAGUUCAAGCACCGGAAUACCUCCAUCCCGCAGCCACGGCCUCUACCAUUUGCUCCAAGCUCCCCUUCCUCUCCUCGUCGCAUAGGCUCGAGGAAUUUCACCCGAGAAGUGUAGUCUCCCGCUUCCAAGACUGGCGUCGACUCUACCCGGAAGAAUACUCACAGGUCUGGGGCGGACUAUCGGUAGCCCAAAUAUGGGAAUUUUACGCUCGAUGCGAGAUGAUCCCAUGGGACACCCUUCCUUCUUCUCAAGGCGAGAACGAGGCAGGGUGGAAGAGUGGCGCGGAAGCGAUAGCCCAUUUCAGCUGGUUUAAUGGUGCUUCUGACUACACAGACCAUGCGGGAGCAGAUCCGAUAGGAGGGGACGAAGAGGUGCUGUCUUCUCUCCUGAGCAAAGUGUUGGUGGAUAAAUUGAUUCAGUUGGCGAAUAAGGGGGUGUACUCGCCUUGGUCGGAAAGACAGACGAGGGAGGCAGUGGAAGCGGUGGACCUUGUGCAAACUGUACUCGGGAACGGGCAUGCGAGGUGUGUGGGUUUAAUUGAGGCGUAUCUUAGGGCCUUUGGGGUUCAGGUGAGGCGUUUGCAGGAGGUACUGAGGCCAGCAGCAGUGCAAUAUGGUCCAGGGGGAGAAGAGCAGGUAGCCAGAGAAGUUGCACAGGAGUUGGUCAAUGCUUUGUUGAAGAACCUAGUUAGGUGGUCUCGUGUCGUCAGUUUCUCUUCGACAGAGUCGGCGGCAGCAACGGUGGCAAAACUUCACCUUCAAUUGCUCGAAGAUCUGGUGAGCACCAUUCUGGAGACUUUUGGCUCACAUCCCGCACUUGCAGCAGAGGUCUGUAGCAGCGUAGUGAACGUUGUACCAAGACACGUCGCUGCGAGACUGGAGUCUCUUGCUACUCCGACGCAGACAUAG